UUAAUACGACCGAUUAGACGCUACAGCAAAGCCUUCCGUUUGUCGAAAUGAACUAUUUCAACGGAAUACUAGUUUUGUUCGUUUUGGCUACUCUUAACAUUGUGGUCUCCGAGCAUGUCUGUGGAUUUGAGUCCUGCCCUAAGACCAAAUCAAAUAUGAUUAAUGUGCAUUUAGUUCCCCACUCACACGAUGAUGUCGGUUGGCUAAAAACAGUUGAUCAAUAUUACUAUGGAAGCAAUAACAAUAUUCAGCAUGCAGGCGUCCAAUAUAUAUUAGACACAGUAGUGGAAGAGUUAUUAAAGGACUCAAGGCGUCGUUUCAUACAAGUAGAAACAUCAUUUUUUUUUAAAUGGUACUCUGAACAAACGGUGACUAUGAAGAUAGCUGUGAAGCAAUUAGUCGCUGAAGGACGCCUGGAAUUUGCUGGAGGAGCGUGGAGCAUGAAUGAUGAAGCUACAGUUCACUACCAAAGUGUCAUAGACCAAUUUAAUUUAGGCUUAAAAUUUUUGAAAGAUACUUUCGGGACUUGCGCUCGUCCUCGAAUUGGUUGGCAGAUAGAUCCCUUCGGGCAUUCCCGAGAAAUGGCUUCUAUAUUUGCACAAAUGGGUUACAACGGUGAGUUUUUUGCUCGCAUGGAUUAUGUUGAAAAGAACACACGUCUGAAAUCCCUGGCAAUGGAAAUGAUUUGGAGAUCUAGCGAAUAUUUUAAAGACUCCGAAAUUUUCACUGGUUUGCUUUAUCAGCACUAUGGAUCUCCUCCCGGGUUCUGCUUUGACAUCCAUUGUCAGGAUGAUCCCAUAAUUGACGGAAAGAGCUACGACAAUAACGUGGACAAACGAGUCGAUGAUUUCAUUGCCUACGUAACGUCAAUGUCAAAGUCGUUCAGAGCUAAUCAUAUAAUGGUUCCAAUGGGUGAUGAUUUCCAAUAUGAAGACGCCGAGGUGAACUUUAAAAAUAUGGACAAACUAAUUAAGUAUGUUAAUAACCGUCAACUGGAGGGUUCAAAAAUCAAUCUAUUUUACUCAACUCCAUCUUGCUACCUCUACGAAUUGCAUCAGUUACUGCAAAGUUGGCCAAACAAAACCGAGGAUUUCUUUCCAUAUUCUAGCGACAAUCAUUCUUAUUGGACUGGAUAUUUUACUUCACGUCCAACCCAAAAACGUUUCGAGCGGGAUGGAAAUCAUUUCCUUCAGACGGUUAAACAACUUAGCACACUAGCUAAUCUGACCAGCGUUAAGCAUACAAAAUCCCUAAGCAUCUUGCGGCAGGCAAUGGGUGUUAUGCAGCAUCAUGAUGCUAUAACGGGCACUGAAAAACAGGCAGUUGCCCAAGACUACGAUCAAAUGUUAUACAACGCAAUUAUUGGAGCCGAAAAUAAUGCUCGCGAUGCUCUGCGUGUGUUAACCAAUCAUACUAGUGCGGAGUUCCAAACUUGCUUAGAAUUAAAUAUAAGUGUUUGCGCGCUUACACAGACAAGUGCUAACAACAUAGUGGUAACAUUAGUUAACCCGCUGGCUCACACUUCUUCCCAAUAUGUGCGUGUGCCUGUAACGGAAGAAAACUAUCAAGUCACCGAUGAAAACGGUCGUGAAAUAUCAUCGGAGAUUGUACCAGUGCCAUUGGAAAUUUUAGGUCUUCAACACCGUUCGAAUGACACUCAGCAUGAAUUAGUCUUUAAAGCCAGUGUGAAAAAAAUUUCCAACUUCUAUAUUCGCGUACUUCCCUUACCGAGAAAGAAAAAUGACUUAAUUAACGAUCAAACAAUACCCAUAGCUGAGAACGACGCAGAUGAAUUCACGUUAGAGAACUCACUUAUAAGGCUUGUGUUCACCAAAAGUACAGGCCACCUUAAAGCUGUAAAAAUGAAUGGUGUAUCCGAAAAUAUUCAUCAAAGCUUUGCCAUUUAUAAAGGCUUCCAGGGCAAUAACGGCAUUUCAAAAAAUCGGUCCUCAGGUGCAUAUGUUUUUCGUCCAGACGGAGAAAUUCAAGUUCUAAGCGAUAAAAUAGAAUAUUCAAUUUACAAUGGUAAGAAUGUUAGGGAAGUUCAUCAACAUGUGAACGAGUGGAUUUCCCAAGUAAUACGUAUUUAUGAUGGAGUAAACCGUGUGGAGUUUGAAUGGCUAAUUGGGCCAAUUCCAACAGACGAUGGUGUUGGAAAAGAAAUUGUUACUCGCUUUACAAGCAACGUUUACUCGAAUGGCACUUUUUACACUGAUUCCAAUGGUCGAGAAAUGCUCAAACGUAAAAGGAACCAACGAGAAUUCUUCGAACCAGAUAUGACAGAAGAAAUAAGUGGAAAUUACCAUCCAGUUACCGCACAAAUGUACAUACAAGAUGAUCAUAAGCGCAUAACUCUACUCAAUGAUCGUUCACAGGGCGGAACUAGCUUGGAAGACGGUGAAUUGGAGCUGAUGCUACAUCGUCGUUUAUUAAAUGACGAUGCAUUUGGGGUCGGCGAAGCUCUUAAUGAAGAACAGUUUGGCAAAGGUUUGAUAGCACGAGGAAAAGUUUUUCUUAUUCUGAAUGCUGUCCCAGAGAAUCCAAAUUGUUUUGAGCGUUUAACCCACCAUGAAUUACAUUUGCCAUUUUGUAAGUUUUUCAGUAAAACAAAUACCGUUCCUUCGAUAGUUCAGCACAUGAUGCCAGAUUUUAACGAUUUUCCGGAAUCAAUGGAGCUUCUUUCCCUUGAGCCUUAUUCAACCAACAAAAUUCUUUUACGAUUGGAGAACUUUAAUUCCUGUGGAGGCAUAAAAAGCUACAACAUGCAUCCUCUUUUCGAAUCUUUGCGCGGACGACAGAUUUGGGAAGUAACUUUAGAUGGAAAUAUGCCUCUAAGACAAAUGAAGAGAUUCAAGUUUCAUCAUGAUGGUACCGGCAUUAUUCCUUCUUCAGUCAGUUACUUCUUUACUCCACAUAAGCCACUGGAGGCUAAUUAUACGAUGGAUGCUUCUAAGUUCAGUGUUACGCUGUUACCAAUGCAAAUUCGUACCUUUAUAGUCCAUCAGUAAUAAAUUAUUUACCACAUAAUUAUAUUUCUAAAACUGGAUUAGGUUGUCCGGUACUGUUGCUAAAUUAAAAUAAAACUAACUAAUUGCAUACAAUA
Molecule: messenger RNA, 3103 nt
Organism: Drosophila pseudoobscura
Lineage: Eukaryota; Metazoa; Arthropoda; Insecta; Diptera; Drosophilidae
Gene: LManI
Product: Lysosomal alpha-mannosidase I
Exons: 6
Coding region: 48-3008 (986 amino acids)
Biological process (GO): mannose metabolic process
Cellular component (GO): lysosome
Molecular function (GO): alpha-mannosidase activity; carbohydrate binding
Source: RefSeq, a predicted model, not a curated record